This is a messenger RNA of Drosophila guanche, 710 nucleotides long. RefSeq lists its product as uncharacterized. The transcript has a single exon. NCBI's taxonomy places the organism in Eukaryota, Metazoa, Arthropoda, Insecta, Diptera, Drosophilidae. The coding region runs from base 245 to 688 and encodes 147 amino acids. The record is from RefSeq and is a predicted model, not a curated record.
CGUUUUGGGGACCUGCAGCGUGUCAUGGCCGACCGACCUACCUCAUACAAUUGCCAUCGACAAUUAACCAUUAAGCAUAUGACCACGUCUUAACGCCCAAAAAUUAAUCAACCCAACCACGUAGCUUUAAGUCCAGCAUAUAAAUACGCAGCAUUUCCAGCACUAAUUCAUCAAUCAAUGAAAAGUUGUUCGACAGUUUGGUUGUCUACUAAAUCCAAAUCGAAAUAUUUGCAAGAAUUUUACCAUGUGCUGCCACGCCAAGAAUGUCUGCUCCUUGCUGGUGCUGAUGCUGGCUCUGGGAUUGAUUGGAGCUCAGCCGGCAAGGUCCGGCAAACGGCUGGCAAAGCAACAGGCAGCGGCGCCCUACCCAUCCGCCGAAGAGCUCAAGCCGGAGAUACCUUUCGAAGAGGGUGUUCCCGAUCAGACCUAUGGCCCCCCAGAUCUGACCUAUGGUCCGCCACCAACCGACCACGUGGAGCAGCUGCCCAGCGCUGACGAGCCGCAGGACUUUACAUCCGAUCCGGAUGCAGAAGAGGUGCAGCCUGUCAACCAAGCACCAGCGCGGCUAAGUAAGAAGCUCAGACGACAGGGCCAGCCCCAGCUCCAGCCCUUGAUUCUGUUCUCCGAUAGUUCCUUGAGACUGAUUGGCCCACAAACAGUGGCUGUUCGAGUACCUGCGCUGUGGUAGGAAUGUGAAAGAAGCCGUGAUU